Tremella mesenterica DSM 1558 is the source of this 1095-nucleotide messenger RNA. RefSeq lists its product as uncharacterized. The coding region runs from base 1 to 1095 and encodes 364 amino acids. The record is from RefSeq and is a predicted model, not a curated record. Gene Ontology annotation, cellular component: Smc5-Smc6 complex; nucleus. NCBI's taxonomy places the organism in Eukaryota, Fungi, Basidiomycota, Tremellomycetes, Tremellales, Tremellaceae. The transcript has 8 exons. Gene Ontology annotation, biological process: DNA repair.
AUGUCCGACGCAGGACCUUCAAGAUUGAACGGUAACUCGGCAUCUCAUCGAAAUGGCCAAACACAGGAUAGGAGAAGUUCGGGGAAGAGAAAACUGUUCUCAGGGGUGGAUGAGAUCUUUGAGAAGCAAAGUAUUGAAGAGAAGGCAAGGUUGGGUAGGGAAUACAGGGAGAUGCAAGCUGAAGCGGAUGAUAUGAAAGCAAACCAAGCCAAUAUCACCGCCAAUGAUCUUGCAAAGCAUUUAACAAGACAACAAGCCCUAUUCGACCAAGUGAGGGAUACUGGAACCGCAGCUCUGGAUGCCAGACUAAUGUUGACUACCGCUGAUACGGCUUUUGGUCUGGCAAGAAAGAUGAAAUUGGAUAACAAUGAUUUUGAUGUUGACGACUUUAUCAUUAAACUGAAAAGUUGUCUAGGUUUGGAUAGACCUGAUAUGGACAAUAUCUCCGAAGAUGAGGACGAAGAUCAAUUAGACGAGUCUCUCGAAAGAGCAUCUAGACGGAGAGUCAGAGAUGGACCUUUAGGGGAUUGGGAGAAAGUCGGUUGGAUGGCCGCCAAGUACUCACGGCGAGUACCUGGGGUUGAAUUUAUGUACGGACCCUUGACUAUUCAACACAAAAAGAGACAAAUCGGACCCAGACAACGAAAGAAGUCUCUCGAGCCGGAAGUUAGACCUGAAGAGAUCCAGACACAGCAGAAGAGUAAAGAAGAUGCUAAAGAUACUGCGAGUUUGGUGAAAGAGGUUAUCAACGUUAUGAGAAAAACCGUACCACCUGGUGGUGCCAUCAAUUAUUUCCAAUUCGUCAUCAAUCCCCAUGAUUACUCUCAAACUGUUGAAAAUGUAUUUUACACUAGUUUCAUGGUGAAGGAAGGUCAUGCAGGUGUGAGGGUGUUGCCCAAUGGGGAGAUUGUUUUAGAACAUGUUAACGAGGAUGAACAAGAAUCACAAGCUGAGAAAGUCCGAAAUCAAGCUGUAGUCGAACUCGACAUGGAUACUUGGGAAGAAGCCAAGCGUUUGUUCAAUAUCAAAGAAUGUGUUAUUCCUCAUCGUCGGCACACCACUCAGGUGAUGACUGCGAAUGGAUGGUAUACAUAG